AUGAGGGUUUCGAAAGCAAAGAUGAUCUCUGUGACCGCAAUUAAGCAUUACUGCUUACUUAAAUCUGUCGAAUACAAAGUUAUUGAGUCUGAUCCGACUCGAUACUCUGGUAAAUGUAAGUCAUAUGGCGAUGGGUGCAAUUGGAGGGUUCACGCAUCUUAUAGCAAGCGAAGACAGCUUUGGGAAAUUACAAAGUACACUGGGCCUCACACGUGUUCAUCAGCAAUGAUCUCGCAGGAUCAUUCAAAGCUGGAUUCAAAUAUGAUUUGUCAUCAAAUACAAGCACUAGUCCAACAGCAGCCAAGCAUCAAUGUAUCGGUUUUAAUAGCGGAGAUCAAAAAUCGAUACGGAUACACACCGCCAUAUAGGAAAGUAUGGACAACUAAGCAAAAAGUGGUUGAAGUAGCAUUUGGCAAUUGGGAGGAGUCCUACAACGAAUUACCAAGAUGGCUAUCAGCGUUGCAACAGUUUGUUCCUGGGACAAUAGUUGAUCUUGAGACCCAGCUAGCAUACAAUGGACCUUACCUGGUACGUGAUGCUCGAAUCUUUCAUAGAGUUUUCUGGAGCUUCCCCGCCUGCGUGGAGGCUUUCAAAUAUUGCAAACCGGUCAUCCAGAUAGAUGGCACCCAUAUUUAUGGCAAAUAUAAAGGCACUUUGUUGUUGGCAAUCGCACAAGACGGUAAUAAAAAUAUCCUGCCGAUUGGUUUUGCCAUCGUGGAAGGAGAAACGUUGGGUGGAUGGACUUUCUUCUUGCGCAACUUACGUUCUAGUGUAACACCACAACAAGGAAUAUGCUUUAUAUCUGAUCGCCAUGAAUCUAUCAAAUCAGCUUUUAGAUCGCUUGGCCGUGAGAUGAGUGCUCCUCAUGCGUACCAUGUUUAUUGCAUUAGACAUAUCUCGGCCAAUUUCAUGCGUCGUUUCAGAAACAAAGAAAUGCAACGGAUAGUUGUCAAUAUUGGCAAGUUACAAGAUUAA
This is a messenger RNA of Dioscorea cayenensis subsp. rotundata (Guinea yam), 975 nucleotides long. RefSeq lists its product as uncharacterized. The coding region runs from base 1 to 975 and encodes 324 amino acids. The transcript has a single exon. NCBI's taxonomy places the organism in Eukaryota, Viridiplantae, Streptophyta, Magnoliopsida, Dioscoreales, Dioscoreaceae. The record is from RefSeq and is a predicted model, not a curated record.